Messenger RNA from Drosophila kikkawai, 1025 nucleotides. RefSeq names its product deoxyribonuclease TATDN1. The record is from RefSeq and is a predicted model, not a curated record. Gene Ontology annotation, molecular function: 3'-5'-DNA exonuclease activity. NCBI's taxonomy places the organism in Eukaryota, Metazoa, Arthropoda, Insecta, Diptera, Drosophilidae. Gene Ontology annotation, cellular component: cytosol.
CAAAAGCGGAAAUGUACGCGCCAUUCCUGGGAUUUUUUAUUGAAAGCCAAAUUUUCACCUGGCAACACUGAUGCGGCGAUUUGGAAUGGCUUUAAAAUACAUUGACAUUGGGGCCAACCUCACGGAUCCCAUGUUCCAGGGCCGCUACGGGGACUCCCAGAAGCACACAGCCGACCUGGACGUGGUUCUGACACGUGCCUGGCAGCAGGGCCUGCAGAAGAUCAUCAUCACCGCCGGCUGCCUCAAGGACGUGGACGAGGCCCUGGAACUGGCCGGCAAAGACGAGCGGCUCUUCACCACGGUGGGCGCACAUCCCACGCGCUGCGGCGAAUUCCUACCAGAUCCCGAGGGCUACUACAACCAGCUGCGCUCCAAGAUCGAGGCGAACCCUGGCAAAGUGCUGGCCAUCGGAGAGUGCGGCCUGGACUACGACCGGCUGCAUUUCUGCGACGCGGAGACACAGCGACUUUACUUCGAAAAGCAGCUGGACCUGGCGGCCGAGUUCGGGCUGCCCCUCUUCCUGCACAUGCGAAACGCUGGGGCUGACUUCAUGGCCAUUUUGGAGAGGAAUCGGGACAAGAUGAAGCAGUGCGGCGGCGGAGUGGUGCACAGUUUCACGGGAACGCUCGAGGAGGCCCAGAGCAUACUUGCCUUCGGCGGCCUUUACAUUGGCCUCAACGGCUGCUCUCUGAAGACGACGGAUAACGCCGAAGUGGUGCGGCAGCUGCCCAACGACCGCAUUAUGCUGGAAACGGACUGUCCUUGGUGUGGCAUACGUCCCUCCCAUGCCGGACACAAGCACGUCUCCACCCGGUUUCCGACCGUCAAGAAAAAGGAAAAGUGGACGGCAGAAACAUUGAUAGACGGACGCUGCGAACCCUGCCAAAUCAGCCAAGUCCUCGAGGCCAUAGCCGGCAUAAAAGAGGAGCCGAAAGAGAAGCUGGCGGAGCUGUACUACCAAAAUACUUUGGACUUGUUUUUCAGCAAAUCAAAGAAGAUGGAAUAAAGGCAAUUGCAAUUUUGUA